Messenger RNA from Saccostrea cuccullata (small rock oyster), 4027 nucleotides. RefSeq lists its product as uncharacterized. The record is from RefSeq and is a predicted model, not a curated record. Bases 243 to 2051 code for a protein of 602 amino acids. Gene Ontology annotation, molecular function: microtubule plus-end binding. Gene Ontology annotation, biological process: cytoplasmic microtubule organization. Lineage: Eukaryota; Metazoa; Mollusca; Bivalvia; Ostreida; Ostreidae. The transcript has 11 exons. Gene Ontology annotation, cellular component: nucleus; microtubule plus-end; cell cortex.
GGUUGUGCUGUGUGAAUUAAUAAAAUAAAAUUUACCAUUACUUCCGUUUUUUGCAGCUUAUAUGUUCGGCUCAUAACGGGAUACUAAAGAUCGACAUCUUAAAAUUCAUCUAUCAUGUAGCAAUAUCAAGAUAUAUUGGCAAGCUCUGACGUCAUCGCUCUACUCCGUCUCCCCGCUCUGAACCCCCUAUGCCGAAAAAUAACCCAUCCUCUGCAACAGAGAAAAUGGCGUCGUGAGUGAAAAUGAACACAAACAACAGUAGUUUUGAGCACAGCCCGUCGGUGAGUGAGGAUGCUAACAGUUCAUGGGUCCAGUCCUGUGAAUACGAGCUCACGGCCUUACCCGAUCUUCACUUGGGGGCAGAGGGCAGUGUUGAACUCGGCAACCUGGUGGAAGAUAAGGAAAUAGCGGCACGUGCAGUGGCCUUUGUUGUCAAUAGCACCAGAAAGGGCAUAGUCCCUCUCUGUGCUGACGUGGCCAAUCUUCUGAGAGCCAAACGAAGACUCGAAAAGAAAGUGUUCAUCUUGAAGAAAGAGAAGGAUUUUCUCCAUUCAGCGUCCUCGUUAAGUCGACAGACUAGUCAUUCCAUAAGUCCAACUCCGGCCUCCUACAGCUCAGAGAAAAGUGCCCAGGCAGAGUUCCUAUUUAACCUCCCCUCUGAUAGAAACAGACCUUGUUCUCGAUGCAGUCAGUGUUCAACCAUCAGCAGCUCUCCAAAUUUUGAUAAAAAUCGACAAAGACUCUCCAGUCUGCAGUACUCACCCGCCAGUAGUCAUGGAGACGAACCAAUUAACAGACGACAAUAUUCUCUUCGUGGAAAGCGUUCACGGUCUGAAAGCUGUGAUGCUCUCAAAGAGCAUCCUUUUUGCACAACGGAAGCAGAGGUACAUGCGGAACCAAAGGAUAUUGAAUUCAAUUUCACUGAGGUUAAUGAAAAUGGACAAUUACCAGACGAUAAUAGUUUGAAAGAUGAUAUAUUCGAAUGUGAUAACACGGACGAUAAGUCGGAGAUGGAAAAUAAAAAUCAAAAUGAAUGUGAAAUGAAUGAAACUGUACAGAAUACAGAAUCUGAGAGAAAAUUUACACAAAACGAACAAACUCCAAAAAGUGAUUCUUCCAAUAAAGACGGUACUGAAACUUCAGCGACGGUGAAAUCUAAGGGAACAAACUCCAACAAGAAGAAGAGUGCAUCAUCCGACAGAGACUGCGAGAGUAGUAUACAACAUAAUGAGAUGGAUUACAGAGAAAGUGAAAUGUGUGAGAGACAAGGCUCGGGGGAGCUAAUUGUUGAAAAAUAUCAAUCAGUCACAACUACAACAGCAGAGAAAAGUUUAGAAGACAAAUUUGCUCAAAGUAUGUUGCUGAAUUCAAAAUUAACUGAAGAAUUGGGUGCUGCGAAGAAAGAAAUAGAGAUUCUGAAGAAACGAUUAUUAGAACUAGAGCCCUACAAGAUCGAUAGUUGUACGUACGAUAGAUUGAUAAUUGAAAAUGAAGUAGGGGGAACCAAACUUGAAUACCUGGAAAAGAAAUCGCUUAACAACAAUAAUCGACAGACUAAAUGUAAUGAAAAGUAUCUGAAACAUAAGGUGACACCAAUAUCUCCCUACCUGUCCCAACCUCUGUUUGGCUGUAAAUGUAGUGCGUGUGAAGCCGUGUUCUCGAGUUCGGAGUACAUAUGGGAAGCCGACCAAGCUUUAACAGAGAAAAGAACCUUCUCAGUCAGUCACAAACUACAAGUACAGCUGAAUGAUCACGUGGUCGCUAAAGGUGACCGAAGCGGCCAAAUUCGAUAUAUUGGUCAUCUGGACAAACAAGCACAAUCCAAUCUGUUGUUCGCUGGACUGGAACUGGACCUCCCAGUGGGGAAACAUGAUGGAAUCCUCAAUGGCAGAAGAUACUUUAGUUGCCCCAAGGACCAUGGAAUUUUUAUACCACUUCAAGAAAUCUUAUGUAAAGUUGGCAAAAAGGUAAAGACUGGAAUUUUGGAUUUUCUUUAUGAUUUAGGGGUUGUCUGUAAAGUUUCCUACUCCGUAUUGCUUGUCUCUUUUUAGGUACCCAAAAAGACUCCAGGGCGGGAGGAAUCUUCAAAGCUGCAUCGAAAAAAGAAAAAUGAUAGACUGUGAUCAAGCAAGUAGCACUGCUGUGGGGGAAGGAAUUCACAAAAUCGAGUCAUUGUCUUGCAUCGAGUAAACAAGUUCUGCUUUUAUCUUGCAAAAGUGUAAACUGAGAAACAAAAUAGCAUUUACUUAAGUCAUUCAUUAAUUUGUCUUUCAUAGAUGAUUCACAAUGGUAUUCUGUUUACUGGUAUAUCGAUAAAAGAUGAUACUUAAAAACAUAUCGAAAUUGUUUAUAUUUAAGUGAAAUGAAAAUCUAAAGACUUGCUUGAUUUGUGUAAGCAAUAUUCAUAUAAAAGGCAUUCCUGAAAUGUUGGAAUGCGCUGAAUAUCGAAAGUGUUUGGAAAAAUAAGGUUCUAGAGAUAAAUAAUGUUAAUGCUUUAUGUUAAUGGUCAUGUGCAGUGCAUUUUUAAUAAAUCAGCUGUAGAUUUUUUGCAUUUUUUAGGAAAGAACGAGAUUUUAUUCCUUAAACUUUUUACCAUUAUGUGAAAACAAAUUGAUUGAAUCGACUUUUUGGAUGACAGAAAUGAUCAUAACUCGGUGCAUAAUGCUGAAUAGAUUUAAAUGUCAUUACUUUAUUGUGUAUAAGAGGUGACGAAACAACAAAUGGUACCAGUUCCUUUGUACAGAUUUUUACAAUCUAUACAUUUUAAAGUGACAUUUUAAUUAAUCAAGGUAUUAAUUACUUACAUUGAUUUUAAACCACACGUUUAUGAAGUUGUCAACUGUUUAAUCAUACUGACCUUAACAUUAAUAUUUAUCUUAUUUUCUUUAAUAGUUGAAUGCAAAAUUGCAUUUUUUCCCUUCAAUUAUUAAUGAUAUUAAUUAUCUAUGAGUAAGAUACAUCAUAAAAUCGAUUAAUUGUUUGGUUUUUGUCAGAUAUCAAUAACAGUCACGAUUGUCUUUGUGAUGGUUGUGUCCAGUACUGUCACAAAAUAUUCUCAUAAUAAAAUAUCCUACCGAUUUCGUGUUUUCAGGAAGGAUGUUUUUCUGCUUGUGAGAUUCCUAAACGUUCUUUUUGUAACUCAGUUCCAUUCUUCAGUCAAAUUCUAUGUAUUUUUUCUGAAUUAAUUUCUUAGAUUUCCACUCUUGACUUAUUUGUUUACGAGGGGUACUAUUCGAUUGCUUUUCCUAUGAUAUAUCUUUGAUCAAGUAUUAAUUUUUCAUCAAUAUGAAAUAUCGACAUAUAUCCAUAAAUUUUCAAUACUGUUAAAAAUAUCAGUGUUCAACAAGUAUUAGUUUAAAUGUUAAAUCAAGUAACGCUUCAAAGUGAUUACCAUUGCACGUUUAAAGAUCACUAUUAAGUGAAAACCAUUAUAUCUUUGUAUAACUCCGUCCAGCUACAUAUCCUAGUAGCAAACAAAAAACAUCACUGCAAUCAACUAAGCAUCACUAUACAAACAAACAAAACAUAAUUGUAUGGACAAACAACAAAACAUCACUAUAUUAACAAACAACAAACAUCACUAUAUUUACAAAAUAUCACUAUAAAUAAUAAAACAAUCAAAGUAAACAGCCAACAAAACAAAACUAUAAACCAAACAAUAAAAUAUCAUAAAUAGAUAACAAAACGUUACUAAACAAUCAAGCAUCUAUAAAAGACAUACACAGAAUAAAACAAAUUAAAAAACCAAUAGACAAGCAUUAAUAUACUGCAUAGGCAAAAAGCUGAACGAUACUUUACACACAAACUAUGAAAACCAACAACAGAACCUUGCUAUGAAAACAACAACAAAUCGUCAAUAUGUUGCUUAAACAAACAAGAAUACAUCAAUAUAUAUAAUAAUACAAUGUAAUAAAACAAAUAACAAAACCUCACUCUAAAUAAACAACAUAAUAACAUAGAUAGAACAUCAAUACAUUAGUAAACAGCAAAACAUCAAUGUAUUAUAACAUAGGACAUCAAUACAAUU